Phascolarctos cinereus (koala) is the source of this 3051-nucleotide messenger RNA. RefSeq names its product acyl-CoA oxidase 2 (gene ACOX2). NCBI's taxonomy places the organism in Eukaryota, Metazoa, Chordata, Mammalia, Diprotodontia, Phascolarctidae. Gene Ontology annotation, cellular component: peroxisome. The record is from RefSeq and is a predicted model, not a curated record. Gene Ontology annotation, biological process: very long-chain fatty acid metabolic process; fatty acid beta-oxidation using acyl-CoA oxidase; lipid homeostasis. Gene Ontology annotation, molecular function: fatty acid binding; FAD binding; 3alpha,7alpha,12alpha-trihydroxy-5beta-cholestanoyl-CoA 24-hydroxylase activity.
ACACACACACACAGGCCGUCAUUCGUGGGCGCCUGCGCUCCAAGUUAAUGACCCAGUCGGGGUGUGGGUUUGCACGCGGGUCUCAGCCUGCCCUCUGCUGCCUUGCCCUACCGGGUACGGACGCUGCGUUACCGACGCUGCUGCCCUCUGCCUCCGACUGACUCGCAGGGAAGUGAGUCAUCUUUGCCAGAUACAGCCAGGGCUCAGCUGUUCCCGGUUCCGCAGGAAAAAUAGAAUCUCUGGCCUCCUAUUACGGCUGUCAAGGCGCUGGGGAGGUGGAGACUGGGAUGCCCUCCCCUCUGGCUCCCGAGGCAUAAAGGAGAACUUCGCCCCUGGAGUCCAGGAAGACCGGCAGCAGGGCUCGAAGCUGGCAACGCGCUGCGGAGACCCAGAAGGCUAGGACCCAGAAUCUCUCAAAAUGGCCAACCAGAUCUACAGCACGACUCCUAGGAGUACCUGGAAAAAAGGGGUGAACCCUGACCUGGACAUUGAGAGGCAGAACAAGUCAUUUGAUGUCGAGAGACUCACAAACAUCCUAGAUGGCGGUGCAGAAUUUACCCAGAAACGGAGACAAAUUGAGAGCAUCAUUCACAGCAGCCCCGUGUACAGCAUAAAGAAUAAUUACUUCAUGAGUCAGAACCAGCGGUAUGAAGCCGCCAUUCAGAAGAGUGUUCAUUACCAGAAGCUGAUGAAGCAAAGGGGCUGGAAGGAGGACGGUGCUGAACUACGUUAUAUCAACAGGGCCCUCGCAGGAGACACAGCCUUUAACAUACACUUAGUGUUCCAGAAAGCCCUCAAGAGCCUGGGUUCAGAUGAGCAAAUCAAGAAGUGGGGUCCCCUGACAGAAAACUUCCAGAUCAUUGUGACCUACGCUCAGACAGAAAUGGGACAUGGGACAUACCUUCAAGGUCUUGAGACGACAGCCACCUAUGAUGCUUCCACCCAAGAAUUUGUGCUGAACACACCAACGUUAUCCGCAACCAAGUGGUGGCCUGGAGAUUUGGGCAAGACAGCGACCCACGCUCUGAUCCUGGCGCAGCUGUACUGCUCAGGAAGGUGCCACGGUAUGCACGGCUUCUUCGUGCCCAUCCGGAGCCUUCAAGACCACUCCCCUCUGCCAGGAAUAACUGUAGGAGACAUUGGGCCCAAAAUGAACUUUGAGCAAACAGACAAUGGCUUCCUCCAGUUAGAUCAUGUGCGGAUUCCCAGGGAAAACAUGUUGAACCGUUUCUCCCAGGUUUUACCAGACGGUACUUACGUGAAGCGGGGCACCCCCCAAAGCAACUACCUCGCCAUGACCGUGAUCCGGAUCCAGCUGCUGGCCGGCGAGUUCAUCCCUGCCCUGAUGAAGGCGUGCACUAUUGCCACCCGCUACUCAGUCAUCCGGCGCCAGUCCAAGAUCAAGCCCAGUGAGCCAGAGGUGAAAAUCCUCGACUAUCAGACCCAGCAAGAGAAGCUGUUUCCCCAGCUGGCCAAGGCCUAUGCCUUCCAUUUCAUAGAUAAAAGCAUCAAUGAAUUCUUCAAAGAAUCCUACCAAGAGAUACUCAAUGGAAAUGCCACCAGCCUGCCAGAGCUUCACGCACUCAGUGCAGGAAUGAAGGCCAUGAUGUCAGACCACAGCAUCCUGGGGGCUGAGGUCUGUCGGAGGGCCUGUGGUGGGCACGGCUACUCCCUGCUGAGUGGACUGCCCUCCCUGGUCACAAAAAUAACAGCUUCUUGUACCUAUGAAGGAGAAAACACGGUGCUGUACCUGCAGACAGCCAGGUAUCUGGUAAAGAGCUACCUCCAGGUUCAAUCUUCCCAAGGCUCUCUGUUGCAGACGACCCUUCCUCAGUCCAUCCAGUAUCUCACUUCAACUCUGACAGACAGGUGUCCAGCACAGAAGACAGCAGACUUCCUCAGCCCGGCCCUCUACACUGAAGCCUAUGCACAUGUAGCAGCCAGGCUUAUAAGGAACUCAGCUCACAAACUACAUGAACUGACCAGCUCGGGGACUGACCAGUAUGUGGCAUGGAACCAGACCACCAUCCUGCUCAUCCAGGCAGCCAAAGCCCACUGUUACCACUUCACUGUGAAAACUUUUGUGGACUCACUAAGAAAACUUGAAAAUGAACCAGAGAUCUACCAAGUAAUGAAACGACUCUGUGACCUGUAUGCCUUAAACGGCCUUGUGUCUAAUUUGGGUGACUUCCUACAUGACGGCUACAUGUCUGGGGCCCAAGCAGACCUAGCAACAGCGGCCUAUGUCGACCUCCUUUCUCUGAUCCGGAAAGAUGCAGUUUUAUUAACUGAUGCCUUUGACUUCUCCGAUGAGUCCUUAAAUUCUGCACUUGGCUGCUAUGACGGGAAUGCCUACGAACGGCUGUUUGAGUGGGCCCAGCUAUCACCAACCAAUACUGAGGGGAAUCCUGCCUAUGAGAAAUACCUGAGGCCAUUCUUAAAAAGUAACCGAUCCAAAUUAUGAGAUUUGCCACCUACGAACUGUGUUUUACAUUCAAGAAGCAGAAUGAAAUCACCCUCUAAAUUUAUAAAUAUGUGAUCAAGGAAAAUCCAGGGUAUUUAAGCUGAGGAAAAGGCAAGCAAAUCAUUAGCCAUUAGAUGGGUGCCUGCAGCAGUACUGUUUUAUAGAUUCUGUGAAAAAAUAAAACUUUCCUCAUCAAAUGCCUAGUUCUUGACAAACUUCUCAAAUUCACAAAAAGAAACCAAUGGAUACAAGCAGGAGCUAAUAAUCAAAUCAGCCUAAUCCUCUGAAGAGCAAUACUUAUACCUGAUUUUUUACACAGUAAAUUUAACACUUUUUUAUCACAUUUAAAGUACUAGAUUGUCUCUAUUUUAAACACCAUUUUCUUACAGAAUAUCCUACCACAAAUCAAAUGAAUAUAUUACCAACUCAAGUUUGCAACUAAUCCAUUUAAACAUUUAGCUGUUAUGUGAUUAAAUGGAACAAUGUACUAAUCAUUUGAAAAUCUGAAAGAAAAUGACUUUGGUUUCAAGGCUUUUGACUCCACUAGGUGACUGAAUAAAGAAAAAAAAGAUGUUGAGAAUGUUUCA